UAUAUACAUUUGAUCGUGACAAGGACAACUGGUGUCAAUAUGACCAUGAUAAUUGGAUGCCUACUUUUCCUUCUUGAUAUAGCAUUAGGAUGUCGCCCCGGAUGGACUACUUUCAACACGUCUUGCUAUCAUUUAUCAUUAGAUAAAAAAUCGUGGAUUGAUGGCAUGAAAAUGUGCGAGAUACACGGUGCAUACCUGGUUCACGUAAACAGUGCCAGUGAGGAUAAUUUUACAACCAAUCUAUUGAUAACUCAUAAAGCGGACAACGCAUGGUUGGGCGGUUCUGAUUGGACCGAAGAGGGAAGUAAUGAAGAUGGAAAUCCAGUAGUUGGCUAAACAUGUGUUUGUAAAUUGUAAAUAAAUCAGUCAGACGAUAGGAAUUCAA
Messenger RNA from Magallana angulata, 385 nucleotides. RefSeq names its product perlucin-like protein. The record is from RefSeq and is a predicted model, not a curated record. Bases 40 to 336 code for a protein of 98 amino acids. NCBI's taxonomy places the organism in Eukaryota, Metazoa, Mollusca, Bivalvia, Ostreida, Ostreidae. The transcript has 5 exons.